This is a messenger RNA of Saccoglossus kowalevskii, 871 nucleotides long. RefSeq names its product 23 kDa integral membrane protein-like. Gene Ontology annotation, cellular component: plasma membrane. NCBI's taxonomy places the organism in Eukaryota, Metazoa, Hemichordata, Enteropneusta, Harrimaniidae. The record is from RefSeq and is a predicted model, not a curated record.
GUUUGACACGAUUUCAGAGUGAAGAGGACGUUAGCACGUCAAUAUAGUCGGUGACGUUACCAUGUCGAAAUACGUAUCAGGAAUGUCUAUGAAAUGCGUCAGGUUAAUCCUGUACCUGUUCAAUCUAAUGUUGAUGUUUAGCGGUCUCACUGUGAUCGGUAUAUGCAUAUUUGUGAAAUACCAGCACCGUUUCGACGAAUAUGGUCCUGUUAAUUUUAGACUUGCCUUGUAUGGUAUUAUUGUAGUAUCGGGAGUCGUCAGUCUCACUGGUUGUUUAGGAUGCUGUGGCGCCAAGUAUGAAAACCGAUAUUGUCUCGGCUUUUAUUUUGGUAUAAUGGCUUUCAUUAUGCUAGUUGAGCUGACUGUUGGCAUUCUCUUGGUGGUCACUAAAGGAAAGUUAGUUGACCAAAUUACGGAUUCUCUGGCAGACAUGGUGAGUGAAGUCUAUUAUCGAGGAGAUGAAGACUCCCCGGUCGUCAUCUUUAUUGACUGGUUGCAGACCAAGUUCAAAUGUUGCGGUUCAUCUGGAUAUGAAGACUAUGAGAUCCCUCCAAGAAGUUGUUUCUGUUUCUUUUGUGACAAUAAACUAACCACCGAUGUUUUCACGAAGGGAUGUGCUAAAGCAGUGUCCCAGUAUGCUGACCAGUAUAUUCGAAUACUGUAUGCCAUAAUACUAGGAAUUGGAAUAGCACAGUUGAUAGGAUUGAUAUUUGCUAUUCAACUACUGCUCCACAUCAGAAAACAGCGAACUCGACGAAAUCUACAUACAAUCAAUAACAAUAAAUUGGGCAGUACAUUGUUAUAAUGUGACACAUGUUCUUGCCAUAAAAAUAUAUUGAUAUUAGAAUAAAGUGUUUUGUCUUACAAGCAA